AUGAGAAAGCCAAGCCAGGUCAGUGUGUCACAAUAGCUGGUGGGGGGCAGACACCGCACAUCGAGGGAGGCGGAGGCGCUGAAGAACACAAGGCACUAACCAAAGCCACCAAGCCGAGUCAAGAUGACGGACGAAGCAACUGAGGGCGAAAAGAAGGAGGUCAAGGAAAAGUCGGCCUCACCCUUCGCCAAAAAGGUCAUCAAACUCCUGACGGUGGCCGCGUACAUGUCUGGGGUAUCGGGGGCUGGGGUGCUGCUCUCCCUCUACUACAUAAUCUUCUGGGACCCGCGAAUCACUGGGGUGCGGCCUCCGGGGUACCUCAAGUCAGGGGAGCCGAUCGGCCUACCCCAGACUUCGGCACGCGUCGCCCCCACCCCCCUUCCAGAGGCGUUCAGCGGCCGCCAGCCCAUCGCCUACCCGCAUAAGAUGUCCAAAGAGUUCAUGGACGCCUAUUUGAAGAACUACACGGAAGACUCCGCCGACCGGGUCCUGGGCAUGCUGGAGGGGGACCCGACGCCCAAGGUGCUGCCCGUGGCGGGGGAGGACCCACCCGCCGCCCCCACCCACACGCCGCCCUCCCCCGCCCUCUAUAACCCCCCGCUCCUACAGCCCGACUCCUCGUCCUCGUCCUCGUCGUCGCAGCAGCGCCACCACAGUGCCGCCUCGCUCCAGCACCGGCAGGAGCGGCACCCACAGCGGCCCAGACACGGCCAGGGCGACCCCCUCCUCAUGCCCGCCGCCUGAGGCCACCCCAACCCCCCGCCCCCUCGUCCCCACCUUUCACCCAGAUGAUCCUCCCCUAGCCUCCACCCAGGGCGUGCCUCAGGGGCCGCGGCGGGCAGGCUCACGCGCCCCCCAGGAUCAAGGGUGCACUAGGGCCAUACCCGCCUAGUGGCACACCUGUUCACACCUGCACGGAGCCACACCCACACACCUGUCGGCCCGCCAGCAACACAAGACUUUUUUUGCAGCGCUUUUCGAACGAGGAGAAUCAGACUACCUGUUUACUCUUAAGGUCCACGUUGGUUGGUUUUGUCGUGUUUGUCGCUCUGUCUGAACACCGCCACGCCGCGCCGAGCACCGCCGUCUGUGUCUGUCUGUCUGGUGGCGUGCGGGGCGAGUCUCGUCACUCACCGCCGAGGGAUUUUUUGGUGCAAUUUUUUAGACGAGACGAGACGAGAAAGUUUUGGAUUGUACUUUCGAACCUUUGUAUCCGACCUGGCGCGCUUGAGUUGGGUUCUGUAUCUAUAAGUCACCCCCUUGUUUGUACUUGUCUGGGUCAUCACCUUAUUUGUUUACUCCUUUCGUGUUCCUUCAGGUCGUAUUUAUAAGUCAUCCCUUUGUUUGUAUCUAUUACGUCUAUCGCAUUAUUUAUUUUCCUUUUAUGUACGUCACUUUCCUUUUGAUCAUAUUCCUUCCUACAUCGACAAGCAUUUUAUUUUUCCUUUUCUGUAGUUUAUUUUUCGUGCCUCGAGUAUUUUUUUUUCCACACUCGAACUCGUCGUACUUAUGAAUAUUUUACGCUUUAUCAGUAUUAUUUGUCUUUUUUUAACACAGUGAUUUAAUUUUGCCUCGUCUCCCUUCCCAUUCCAUUUUAAAGAGUUUUCAAUACGGUAAUAGUAACUCCUCUUCGCCUCCUUAUUGCUUCCAUAAAAAAAUAAUACUCGCCUUUCUUUUUUUCUAUCCACCUCUCUUGUUCUGUCUUCUUUAAAUAUCUCCCUUUCCCUAUUUCUCUCUUCCUUUAUCUUUUAUUCUCUUCCUUAAUUUUCCAUCAUAUAUCGUUAUUCUCUUCGCCUCUCUCAUUUUUUUCCUUCUUACUUAGUCUCUCCUUUCACUCUGUCUUUCUCCUUCCUCUAUUUUGUUUUCCGUAAUCUUCCUACCUGUCUUACUCUCUCCUAUUCUCUUCCUCCUCAUUCCUAUUUACUCAGUCUCUUUUCACAUCGUUCUCCUUUCACCCUUUCGUUUUCUCCUUACUUUCUUCCUUCUCCUUCACUCUCAUAUUAUUCUCUUUUACUUUCUCCCUUCUCCUUCCUCUCCUUAGUUUCUCCUUUCAUCCCCUCCUUCCCCUUCCUUUCCUCCGUCAUCCUUCGCCUCCCUUCUUAUCUUGCUUUCUUUUACUCUCUUCCUUCUCCUUCCUCUCCUUAGUCUCUCCUUUCAUCCUCUCCUUUCCCGUUUCUUUCCUCCGUCUUCCUUCGCCUCCCUUCUUAUCUUACUUUCUUUUACUUUUUUCCUUCUCCUUCCUUUCCCACCUUCCCCCCUCGCUGGCCGCCUGGGACCAGCCACUCACUCACUCAGCAUAAUGUCCCUCUAGCAUGCUUCCUCCGCGUUCCUGCUCCUCCUUAGUAUUCCUAGAGAGCAAUCAUACAUAUUUAUAUAUAUUUUUAGGGCAAACAUCACUGCAAUCAAGUGCAUAUAUACAUACACACAUAACAUACCAAAACAUAUAUGAUGAUAGUGAUAAGGAUGCAUUUUUUUUACACUUAGGUACGUCUUGUUUUAGUUGUUUCUUGAUGUGUCGCGAUAAGGACGUGUACAUAGGGAGGUUUAGUUUGUAUUUAGGUAGGUAGGUGGCGCUCCCUCAUACCCGUACACACACACAUACAUAUAGGUUAGUAGUUACGAGAGAAUAGUCUGCCUUACCUAACACGAAUCAUGAUGCAUAAUACUAAUGAUAAUGAUAAUAAUGAUAAUAAUAAUAAUAAUAAUAAUAAUAAUAAUAAUAAUAAUAAUAAUAAUAAUAAUAAUAAUAAUAAUAAUAAUAAUAAUAAUAAUAAUACCAACAGUAAUAAUAAUAAUAAUAGCUGUAUAUAACUCACACGCAUAAAGACACUUAAUUUUUUCCAUUAAUAUCUUUCUCUAGAGGCGACAUUAAUUAAUACUAUGAUAUGCACAGGUGUGUCUGGUUACCUGUUGACCUCGUGGACGGUGCUGAGGAACGCUAAUUAAGUGAAUAAGUAAAGUAUGUGUUAAUUGCAUUCUAAUAUCAAUGAGUUAUUUCUUUCAUAUAUUUGUAUACGUUUUUUUCUAAUCAGUUUAAGCGACUUUUCAUUCUUUUCACUGUUAGCCAAUUAUUUUUCACAUUAACUACAUCAGUAAUGACAAAUUUAGCCUUCGAUUCAACAUUUGCAUGAUGUUUUUGUUAUUGUUCAUUAUUAUUAUUAUCAUUGCCAUUUAAAUUAUUAUUAUCAUUGCUAUUAUCAUUAGAAUUACUACUAUUAUUAUUAUUAUUAUUAUUAUUUGAACAGACCAGUACAAGACGGCUUAUAAUGAAAGCUUGAUGUAUUCCUCACACCUUUUCCACGCCAUCUCACCACCACGCCGCAAGCUUGUAGCAGAAAACGGGAAGUCAGGCAUCAACCCCGCACACAAUGUUAGGGAAAGCUUGGAUAACUGAACAUUUUUAGGGAAGUAACGCUGAAGCUCACUUGUAUUAGUAGGUAGAUCAGUCUCUAGUAAGGUUCAUUCAUUGUAUUGUACGUCACAUGAAGCUUUUGGUGCGGAAUAUUAAGACGAAAAAAUAGUUCACUUGAAUAAGUAAAAAAAAUCACAAGGAAAGUUUCUCGUUUUAUAAGUAAUGACAAAGUUUAUGCGAAAAAAAAUGAAGUUUUGCUGUAUAAAAAAAAAGAAAACAGAGUGGGCGAGAAGUCAAUAUCACAUUCUCAGUUUGUCCGUCAUGAGAUGGAAAAACAAUAAUCAACAAACUCACUUUCGUAUAUUUCAUAUGAGAAUUAUUUAAAAAGGAAAUUUUCUCGAACACGAUCAAAUAUGUGCUGUGGUCUAUUUUUCACUAGAGUUCUGCGUUCCAGCCUCUGCGCCGAAGGCGAGGAACGCAGAUCUGAUGACGUCAUAGUUCCGAGGCGACUCGCGAGGUGGAGGCGAGCAAAUCAGCCUCCAAAGAGUGAACCUCGAACCGGUGAACUGCCGCGCGUCGAGUGUUCAGGAUGUGAGUUGUUUUGACUCGUCGUGUACUCAUUCCUCGUUAAUAAUUUCCGACAGACCUUUAGUGUAGAUUAUGCUUCCUCUGCACCCUAAGUAUUCUUCUACGUUGACGUUUUGACUGUAGAGUAUUACUGAAAAAAAAUGACGACUAGGUUUUGGAAGGACAGUUUGGGAUGUAAAGUAUAUCUCGUUCAUGAUUUUCUUGCAGCUAAACAGCGUACCACCGAUAUUCAUCAGGAUAAAUUCUUGAUUCUGACUUUGAUUCGUCUUUGCAUUUCGCUAAAGGAUGAGAUGCACAACGCCGCUCGUCUCAAGAGCAAACAAGAAUCCGUGUUGCUUGGGAAACAUGAAGUAAAAACACGAGGCCAUGGAUGAAGGUUCUGCGGCUCUGUUCGUGUUUUUGGCUGAGGAUGAAAUGGACCCAGCGUUGCCAGAUUAUCGUAUUCACCACAUCGUAUUUAUCACUUUUAAUCCUCAAACUCUCGUACCUACACAAAUAACGAUAGAAAAUUGAAGUUAGCGUUAAAGCUCCUAUUUAUUGAUGUUUGUUUGUUUGUUUUUGCUACAGUUAUUGGUCAGAAACUAUGAAAAUGUAAUGCGAUGAGUACGAUAAUUUGGCAACGCUGAAUGGACCACGUUGCCACAUCCUAAAAAAAAUAGAUAAAGACUUCGUUCUUUUCGAGUAACAGGAAGCAAAUAUUCGAUACAUUCUACUUGGGCAAUAGAAAAUAAAAACACGACGUCACGGAUCAAGGUUCUGUACAUCUGUGUGCUUCUGGAGGAGGAUGAAAUGGGUCACGUGGCCACAUCCUCAGAAAUAAACAAAACUUCGUUCUUCGCGGGAAAUAGGAAGAACAUAUUGAACAAGUUUUCGUAAGGUCAUUCUGUAAGCCUUAAGGGGCUAUUACACUGGGCAAAUUUUCCGUGGAUCUUCAAACAACCAUUUCCGCUGGCGUGGUUUUCAUAUUUCCGUGGUUUUCUGACGUGUCCACGAUCUUCCAAAUCUACGGUAGAUUUCCCCGAAGAACGACGGUAUUACUCACCAUCAUCAUCAGCAGCAAUAACAAGAAACAAAAUGAGAAUUACACUAGCGGAAAUCGUGGUUCGACUGAAGAUCCACGGAAAAUUUGCCCCCUGUAAUAGCCCCCUUAAGCAGUUCAGGUCAUCGGUAACCCACGAAGAGUCAUGAUUGGCUGCCUUGUGGUCGGUCUCUAACUCUGGCGACACACACACACCGCCGAAAACAAGUGCCAAUCGCCACCCAGACGCCUCGAUGCCCCACGACGCCACUUUGUCUCCCGCUGAGGGCGCGAAACACACGAAGGAGACGAGAAAGGUGUUCGAUCCUCCUUCUCUUCCAUGACAUUUAUUGGAUACGUGAGUCGCAAUUCUGGUUUGAUUGAUUGACUGAUAUGAACUAAAAUAUUUCCUGAACGAGUGACUUUUUUGGCAUUUGUAACAUUUUUGAGUAUGACUGAAUUGUACAUACUUAAUCAGUUUUGGAAUUUGGUAACGAUGAGGUCAUUUGAUGAGCCGAAUGCCAAGUCAAGUCUUAAACGCGACUAGCUAAUUUAUCAACUAAUUCCAGAGGCGAGUUUUACACAGGCGUUUUGAUACAUUUGCUUACACACAUGUGUUUUAGAAUCAACCCAACACAGCCCUUCACCCACAAAAGAUACAUAUGUGUGAUGCGGAUACGUAAGAUUAAGAAAGAAACAACUCGAACGUUUUUCCAUGUUUUGCCUUAUAAUCAUAGCCUGAAAACCCUCUAAAUAUGUAAACAUUGAAUUUUGUAAAAUCUGUGCAUGCUUGUCGCCUCCGAGGCCUUGCAGGAAAGAGAGUUGUCACAUCACUUGAAGAAAAUAUUGGCAGGUGUCAGUAACAGGAAACGUUAUGUUGCAUCUUACCUCACUGAAAUACGUUGCUAUAUAGAUCAAGAGAAAAUAUACUUGAAGGAGCAUAUAAAGGAAACGUGAUCAGAUAUUUAUAAAAAAAAGGCGUCGGCAGCCUUUUAAGACAAACGUUGCUAAAAGACACUGAAAAAAAUCAAACAAACGUAGAAAUUAAAAUGUUAGAAGACGAUUAUUAUUAUGUGCCAGGUAUGCACGUAAAGCAGUCAGGUGUGAGUAGGUAGUGAAAACAUUGCCAGGUGUCAUGUUUCGCGGUCACCUGUCUAGUCGCGUUAAUUAGUGGAGACGCGUUGAUCGCGUCUACCUGAGUGAACACACACACACACACACACACACACACACACACACACACACACACAUUGGUAAGAUAUAUUAAUUAAGACUUAUUUGUUGUUUUAUAACGUAUGUUAAUUAAGGUCUCUUCGUCGUUUCCUCUGGGUAGGAAAUUCAUUGUUUGUGUUGUCGUAAUUAGAGAGUUUUCGUCACGCGUCGCUCUGGACAGUGACGCAUAAUUGUUUCUUUUAUGUUUUUGGGACAACAGUCAUUUGUAUCUUAAAUUGUCAUUCGCAGCUCACAAACAGAGGCUGGUAAUGAAUCAAUGCUUAAAGUUAUCAAGUAUGUCAUAACUCUAUGCUUCCCUGCUAGCCAGACUUUGCUGCUACACACUUUUUGCUUGCCACACUGAGGGCUUACAUAGACAUACACGCAUAAAAACAUACAUAGAUAGCCAUAAACACACAUCAGUCAAGGCUAGCACAACAUAGACACGCAUACAUAAGGUACACAAGGACAUACAUAGACGCAUAUACACCAACUCAGACACAUACCCACACAAGCAUGAAGACAGGACGCAUGCACAAGUUAAGGAUAUAACAACACAAGAGAUUACACACAAGGCACACAAAGUCUAUCCAUACACGCAUACACAGACACGAAUACACACAUGCAUGCAAAGACAUAUACACACGCUAAAGACACAUCAGUCACGUUUAGGACACCCUGAGGCUCACGCUGAAGCUCAGAGUCACGGCAGGACACACAGCACAGCACUCAGCAGCACUUAUUGACGCUGCUACACGGAAAAUUGAACGGUCUAGCAAGUCGAUGUUUGGGACGCUGUUGUAUUGUAACGAUUUUGGUGUAGAGGUGAAGACUGAAAUUUCCUUUGGUUUGUACUGACAAUCUUGAAAGUGUUCUCAGUGGUGUGUUGAAGAGAAGCAAUUGUACAGUUUGGAUUGAUGUGUUUUUGUUAGUGGAGAUAAGGGAGUGAGGACUUUGUUGUGGUCAAGGAGACAGAGAGUUCUUUUGAUUUGUAUUCAGAAUUUUGCAAGUGUUCUCGACGGUGUGUUGAAGAGAACCGAUUGUAAAGUCUGAAUUGGUGUUUAUAUUCGCGGGCACGAGGCAGUGAGCAAUUUGUUGGGGUCAAAUAGAGACAGAUUUCUUUUGAGUUGUAUUUAAAAUUUUGCAAGUGUUCUCGACGGUGUGUUGAAGAGAACCGAUUGUAAAGUCUGAAUUGGUGUUUAUAUUCGCGGGCACGAGGCAGUGAUAAAUUUGUUGGGGUCAAAUAGAGACAGAGAUUUCUUUUGACUUUGUGCAAGUGUUCUCGAUGGUGUGAUGAAGAGAACCAAUUGUACAGUCCGCAUUGGUAUUUUUAGCGGGCACGAAACAGUGAGAAUCUUUUUGUGGUCAAGGAGACUGAUAUUUCUUCUAAUUCAUUGUCUCAUUUUUGCAAGUGUUCUCUUUGCUGCAGUGAAGAGAACCAAUUGUGAAGUCCGCUUUGAAUGUUUUAGCGGACGUGAGGCAAUGAGAAGAUUUGGGAUAAAAAGAGGAAACAUAUUUACUUUUUAGCGGACGCCAGGCAGUGAGGAGCUAUUUUUUGUGGUGGAGAGAGAGAACAUAUUUUGGAUGUGUUCUGAAUGGUGUGAUGAAGAGAACCAAUUGUGCAGUGCGGGCUUUUUUGGCAGACUAAGAAAAUAAGGAGUUAUUUUUUUGUAGUGUAGAAAGAGGGAACAUAUUUACUAUUUAGCAGACGUGAGAUACUGAGGAUUUUUUGUGAUGGAGAGAGAGAAAUAUUUCGCAGCGGGUGUUAGAGAGGCACGUAGACGCAGCAUCUCCUUCAGGUGGGCAAGGUGAGCGCGUUACCUGAGGGCUAUGCGACACGGACUGCUUGACUCUGAGAGAAACAAUUCGUCCAGUAAAUAUAAUAAUUUAGCUUUAGGCUUCCUUAAUACACUUGCUUCGUAUAAUAAAACAUUUUGUUGUUGAGAAUAUCAAUUAUUAUAUCUUGUAGCUAGUGGUGUCGGGGCUAGGCGAGUUAGUAGCGGGGGUUUACGUUUUAUCGAGUGUCGGCGAGUCGUUGUGUUCGCCCGCCACUCACACGCUCUACCUCCCGCUACGACACUUCCGCUUCGUAGGACUUCAGUUAAGGGAAAACGGAUUCGAAGUGUGUACAGCUGAACUCUCUUGCUCUAGGCUGACCUGUGCCGAGGCGACGCACGCGAGGGUAGUGUGUGCGUGCGUGUGUACAUAUAGUGAUGCAUUUUCCCUACAGUGAGAAUCAAAUACCAAUCAAAUAGUACUGAUAGUGAGGGACCCGCGGCCCUCCCCCACGCUGACCAACAUAUACACACACACACACACAUACACACACACACACACACACACACACACACACACACACAUACACACACGCAAUGAUAUUUUAAUAUUGGUUAAAUAAAGACAUAAAGAGAAA
Molecule: messenger RNA, 8583 nt
Organism: Eriocheir sinensis (Chinese mitten crab)
Lineage: Eukaryota; Metazoa; Arthropoda; Malacostraca; Decapoda; Varunidae
Exons: 3
Coding region: 124-744 (206 amino acids)
Source: RefSeq, a predicted model, not a curated record